Entamoeba invadens IP1 is the source of this 663-nucleotide messenger RNA. RefSeq lists its product as hypothetical. The record is from RefSeq and is a predicted model, not a curated record. The transcript has 3 exons. Bases 1 to 663 code for a protein of 220 amino acids. NCBI's taxonomy places the organism in Eukaryota, Evosea, Mastigamoebida, Endamoebidae.
AUGCAACAAAUUGUCAAAACAGAGCAACACCUCCGCCGAAUAAUUGAUUUAAUGCAAACAGUAUCUGCGACCACCGCGAGUAUGGUCAUUACAGUUUACAAGAAUAAUAGUCAAAUGAUUCGUUAUGAAUCAAAUUGGAAAUCCCAAAUCAAAACAACAAACCCUCACCUUAAGACCAAAGUCACGGCCUUGCAGCCAGUGUUGGAAGAGACCAAACUUGUUCUAGCUGAUGAAAGGAAUACGUUCAAAGAAAGAGUUAGUCCUUCGUAUGCUAUGGAACUUGCUUCACACAUUUUUUCCAUGUGGAACGACAGUUUGACAAUUAUCGACAACCUUUCAACAGAGUCUUUAAUUCUCUCGCUGCUGUACGUCAUCUUCAAUUCAAUGCGACACCCAGUGUUCAAGCUUUUCAAAGAUGCUGUGGUUACUAAGUGCAUCAAACAACAACACAUCGGCGACUGUUUUGGUGUUUUUUGUAAAUUGAAGAAGUUGUCCGUACACACCCUUCAAUACACCUCUCGUGCACUCUCUCGCCUCGGAUCCCCCUCCUUAAAUAUCACCAAUCUUUCUGGACAGGUUUGUGAUUGUGAGAAAAUGACAACUUUACUAUAUUCUAUUAUAAAAAUAUCAUUAUCUAUAGAACACUAUUUUAUUGUAUCAUAA